GUCCUCGGGUGAGGCCGGGUCCGGGCUCACCCACGACCGAAGAUAAGCUCGACCACUUAGAGCCUGUAUGUUAGCGAGAGGACAUUGCAAUUUGCAAGCAAAUCAUAUCUUUGUCCCCAUGUUAAUAGCCAAGAAUAUCACUUCACUUGUUCCCCGCCACCCCAGUUUAAAAACCAGAAAACCCCAUUUCUCUUCCAACACAAAACAAAUUUGGAUUGAUAAGCUUUUAACACUCAUUACCCACUGUGUAUCUGUAACAACAUUACAGCAACUACAUACACAAUUACUUGUAUCCUCCAUUUAUAAACCCAAUCACUUACUCUCCAAGAUUAUUGAUCUUAAAGAUUUUAACUAUUCUUCUAAGCUCUUCUCUCAAAUCCCACAUCCCAAUGAUUAUUCUUUUAAUGUUAUUAUCCGUGGUUUCACUACUACAUGGAAAAAAUAUGAUCUUUGUUUGUCAUUUUAUUACAAAAUGAAGUCUUUGGGCUUGUUACCUAAUAAUUUUACUUACCCUUUUUUGUUUAUUGCUUGUGGGAAUCUUUUGGUUGUUGAUCAUGGUAGAUUAGGACAUUCUAUGGUUUGGAAACUUGGGUUGGUUGUUGAUGGUCAUGUGAGGCAUUCUUUGAUUACUAUGUAUUCCAAAUGUGGGCAAGUGGGUUGUGCUCGGGAGGUGUUUGAGGAGAUUACUGACAGAGACUUGGUUUCGUGGAAUUCGAUGAUUUCGGGGUAUUCGAAGAUGGGGUUUGCUCGGGAUGCUGUGAGUUUGUUUGGGAGAAUGAGGGAUGAAGGGUUUCAACCUGAUGAAAUGAGUGUUGUUAGUGUUCUUGUAGCUUGCGGUGAUCUGGGAGACUUGAGUUGCGGGAAGUUGAUUGAGGGGUUUGUUACAGAAAGUGAGAUUAAUUUGAAUUCAUAUGUUGGGUCUGCCUUGAUUAACAUGUAUGGCAAGUGUGGGGAUUUGGUUUCAGCCAGGAGUAUCUUUGAUAGGAUGAAGCAGAAAGAUGUGGUAAUCUGGAAUGCCAUGAUCACAGGAUAUGCUCAAAAUGGAAUGUCUAAUGAAGUGAUUUCAUUAUUCAAAAGCAUGAUAGAGGCUGGGGUUUCCACUGAUAGAAUCACACUGAUUGGACUUUUGUCUGCUUGUGCUACAAUAGGCUUACUUGAUGUUGGGAACUGGGUUAAAGCAUAUGCAUCAGAAAUCGGCUUACUGUCUGAUGUAUAUAUUUCUACGGCUCUAAUUGACAUGUAUGCGAAGUGUGGAAGUGUGGAGCAAGCAUGCACAGUGUUUGAAAAUAUGCCCCAGAAAAAUACGGCAUCUUGGAAUGCUAUGAUUUCUGCAUUUGCAUUUCAUGGCAAGGCUCAAAAGGCAUUAGCACUAUUUGAGCGCAUGUGUAAAGAGGAUACAGCUGCAUGCCCAGAUGAUAUCACAUUUGUUGGUGUACUUUCUGCAUGUGUGCAUGCUGGACUGGUUAAUGAAGGGCGUCAAUUUUUUGACUUAAUGGGGUCGUCUUUUGGUUUGGUACCCAGAGUUGAGCACUACUCAUGCAUGGUUGAUCUUUUGGCACGUGCAGGAUUAGUGUAUGAAGCAUGGGACUUUAUUGUUAAGAUGCCUGAAAAACCAGAUGAAAUCACAUUAGGUGCAUUGCUUGGGGCUUGUCAUAAAGUUGGUAAUGCGGAUGUUGGUGAGCGUGUUAUUCAGAUUCUAUUGGAGACAGAGCCAUCGAAUUCGGGAAACUACGUGAUUUCCUCAAAAAUAUAUGCAAAUUCUAAGAGAUGGGAUGAUGCAGCUAAGAUGAGGCUGUUGAUGAGAGAAAGAGCUGUCACAAAAGUACCAGGGUAUAGUUGCAUUGAGAUUUGCACUCGAAUUCAUGAGUUCUACUCUGGUGACUCAUCACACGUUGAUUCGGAAUAUAUUUACCAAGUGCUUGGCAUGCUAUACGAGGAGAUGAAGAUGGAAAGUUGAUUAUAUUUACGAAGUGCUUAGCAUGCUAUACGAGGAUAUGAAGAUGGAAAGUUGCUGUCUGAAGGUUAACCUUGUACAGUGGCAAGGUGUGGAAACACAUAAUAACCAUCUAUUAACAUGCUGGGAGUGCUAUCCAGAUUUGCAGUUCCAUCACAUCACAACAGGCAUCUCUCACUUUUGGGCAUAUGACAACCUGCUACUUCCCAAUGGUUUUUGAAAUGCCAAUGUUUAAAAAAGUUUGCCUCAAUUCCAACCCAGAACCUCUGCCACUCCUAUAUUAAUUAGUCUUUGCCACAUUUAACUAACCUUUUCUGCUGUAGAUGAACCCUCCAAGAGGCGAUGUCAUACCUAAGAGGCUAAGACGUUAGUGGUUUUAAACUUUUCCAGGGAUUCAGUAGUUAUGAUUAACAUAGAUCACGUAGGCCGUCACAUAGCUGGUUGAAAAUGAGUUCUUUGCAAAGCUUCUAAAGUUGUCAUGACCGAACCAUUUUCUAUGUGAUGGUCAAAUUCAAGCGGCAAAGGAAUGUCCAGCAUUUGUGGAAACUGAUUUGCUUAAUGCUUACUCUAAAAUCAAUUGUAACAUCCCAAUUAUUUAAGCAUUGAGAUAAUAUAUAUUCACUUCUCUCCUUUA
Messenger RNA from Daucus carota subsp. sativus, 2588 nucleotides. RefSeq names its product pentatricopeptide repeat-containing protein At2g34400. The coding region runs from base 68 to 1957 and encodes 629 amino acids. Gene Ontology annotation, molecular function: protein binding. NCBI's taxonomy places the organism in Eukaryota, Viridiplantae, Streptophyta, Magnoliopsida, Apiales, Apiaceae. The record is from RefSeq and is a predicted model, not a curated record. The transcript has 3 exons.